GCCGAGAAAAAGUUUUUUUAAGGUUUUAAAUCAAGUUUAAAGUUUUCUGGAAGUCACUAAGUGCUCUUAUUCUCAAAUACUGGAUGAAUAGAGUCUGGGUAUUUGUGUGAGAUCAGAUUGAUAUGGCUUCUGCGCGACGUUCAUGCAUGAAUAAUCCAGACGUUUUCUGCUACAUCUGCAGAGAAUACACGCUUUCAGUGGACAGGAAGAACAUCACGGGAUUUGUGAAGAAUGCCUACCAGGCUUACUUUCAAGUCAAGCUGGGUGACCAAGAUAAGCCCUGGGCACUGCACACGGUCUGCAAGAAGUGCGUGGAAUACCUCCGGCGGUGGACGAAGGGCACGAAAACUUCACUGAAGUUUGGGAUUCUGAUGGUUUGGAGGGAGCCCUUGGACCAUGCAUCGGAUUGUUCCUUCUGCGCCAUCAAUACUACUGGCAUCAACCGGAAGAAUCAGCACAGCCUCCAGUACCCCGACCUUCCAUCUGCCCACCGUCCAGUUGCUCACUGCGAAGAAAUUCCUGUACCAGCGUUCACAGAGCUUCCUAACAUCGACGACGAGGCCACCACUGCAGACGAGGGAGGAUAUAUAGCAGACGAGGAGUAUGAAGCACAAGAUGGUCGGCAGCUCUUUUCACAAUGUGAGCUUAAUGAUCUUGUUCGGGAUCUCAGCUUGUCGAAAACUUCAUCCGAGCUGUAUCACUUUCUUUCGUAGAAGGCAUGAGGACUACAUGGGCUACUUCUGCCAGGAGGAAGACCUAGUGUACUGCCGAGAUGUCGCCGGUCUUCUUGUUAAACUCGGGGCUCCUACAUACGAUCCGAGAGAUUGGCGACUCUUUAUUGACAGCUGCAAGCGCUCUUUGAAGUGUGUGCUCCUCCACAACGGGAACGAGUUCGCCUCAAUCCCUCUUGCUCACUCCACAACUCUCGUAGAGAAAUAUGAAGCAGUGAAGUACGUGCUCGACAAAAUCCAAUAUGAGCAGCACCAAUGGAUCAUCUGCGUCGACUUCAAG
This is a messenger RNA of Schistocerca americana (American grasshopper), 1011 nucleotides long. RefSeq lists its product as uncharacterized. The transcript is spliced from 2 exons. The coding region runs from base 123 to 713 and encodes 196 amino acids. Lineage: Eukaryota; Metazoa; Arthropoda; Insecta; Orthoptera; Acrididae. The record is from RefSeq and is a predicted model, not a curated record.